This is a messenger RNA of Blepharisma stoltei, 1667 nucleotides long. The record is from the annotation of a GenBank genome assembly. NCBI's taxonomy places the organism in Eukaryota, Ciliophora, Heterotrichea, Heterotrichida, Blepharismidae.
AUGGGAAAUUGCAACAACAGUGCAAAACCGGAAAGUCCACAGACAGGAGUCUCGUAUUCUGAAAUUGCAAUGCUAAAAAUAAAAGAAAGGGACUUCGCAGGGCAUGUGGUAAACUUGGAUAAAAUCAAAUUCAAAUUAACUUCUCCAUGUUUAAGUCUGAAUGCGAGAUAUCUGCAUAUGCCUUAUGCAUUUGAUAUCACAGGGACUGUAUUACCUGGAUUAGACCCCAGAGAACUUGUGGAUAAAGAAUGCCAAGAUAAUAUAAUUUUCUUGGAAAAAGAAAAUACCCUUCUUGCUGCACUAUUUGAUGGGCAUGGCCAAGAUGGGUUUAAAGUUACUGAAUUUUGCAAAAAAUUUAUGAACCGAUAUUUCAGGGAAAAAUUCGAGGAUUUUAAAAUCAAGCCAAAAGAAGCGAUAUCAAGGAUAAUUGAAGAUUGUGAUGCUGCAAUAAAAGCAAACCCUGGGGAAAUUAACUAUCUGAUAUCUGGGACAACUGCCGUAGUGUUAUUUAUAGACGGAAAUAAUAUAUAUAGGCCCUUCCUAUAGAUGGCGCGCAAUGCGCCAUCAUCGGGCCAUGUCGGGAGAGGGUUCUCCACGAGGAAUGAUUCCAUGUGCGGAAUCCUCUUUUUGGCUCGUGGAAAAAGAGGGUUCCACACGUGGAACUAUUCCUCGUGGAGAACCCUCUCACGACAUGGCCCGAUGAUGGCACAUUGCGCGCAAUCUAUAGGAAGGGCCUAUAUGCGGCAAGUGUAGGGGACUCUAGAGCGAUAUUAGGCACAAUCCCAAAAUCAGCUGAUGAAGUGCCAAAAACUGCUCAUAGCGCUCCAAACCCUUAUAAAACUGUUGUAGAGCCUAAAAGGCUGCUGAAUUCAAUUGCAUUAACGGUAGAUCAGAAGCCAAAUCAUCAAGAAGAGCUUGAAAGAAUAGAAAAAUCAGGCGGAAAAGUCCAACAACUUACUGAUGAAAGAGGAAAUAAAAUCGGACCUUUUAGAGUAUGAAAAGGAAAUGGAAACAUCCCAGGCUUAGCAAUGUCUCGCUCAAUAGGUGACGGUGUUGCCAAAGAAUGUGGUGUAAUUUCAACUCCAAUAGUCCAUGAUUUUCAGCUAUUCCCUGAUAGAGACCAGUUCAUUAUUAUGGGAUCAGACGGUGUCUGAGACGUUUUCGAUAACCAAGAAGCCGUAAAUUAUGUCGAAAAAUAUCGCUCAGAAUGUUUAAAAACUGCUCAAAGUAACUGUAGCUACCCUAUCAAAGUAACCAAAAUUUAGCCUGAAAAUUCAACUAUAUCUCAGCUAUUAGGUGAAGAAGCUAGAUGUAGAUGGUUCGGUAUCUGUGAAGACGAAGACGUCAUAAUUGAUGAUAUUUCUGUUAUUAUCAUUGAAAUAAGCACUCUAAUACCUUUAUCGCACAUAGAUACAAGUGAAGCAGAGGAUAGAAGAACAGUAAGACUUAACAGCUUAGGUGAAAUCAAAGAAGAAACUAAGCCAAUGGUUUCUAAUAUGCUUAGAGGUGAUGCUGUAAGAGGAAGCUUCAUUCCUGCGAAGGACCCUAAUGCAAAAAGAGUCAGAAUUGACCCUAAAAGAGGCUCACAUGCAAUUGUAGAAGGCAAUGAAGAGCCUGAAGGGCAAAUUGAUGUGCCGUUUGUCGAUGACGAACACAAGCUUGAUUAA